Messenger RNA from Alternaria alternata, 2666 nucleotides. RefSeq lists its product as hypothetical. The record is from RefSeq and is a predicted model, not a curated record. Bases 336 to 2417 code for a protein of 693 amino acids. NCBI's taxonomy places the organism in Eukaryota, Fungi, Ascomycota, Dothideomycetes, Pleosporales, Pleosporaceae. Gene Ontology annotation, biological process: termination of RNA polymerase II transcription. The transcript is spliced from 3 exons. Gene Ontology annotation, cellular component: mRNA cleavage factor complex; cytoplasm. Gene Ontology annotation, molecular function: mRNA binding; RNA polymerase II complex binding.
UGUUGGCUUGAAGGAGGAAGGGCAUACAGACAGAAGGAGGAUUGCAGUAGCUGGAGGAGAGCGAGUUUGUUACUGCCUAGCUGUACCGGCGCAGUCUUCACACUGCGUCAUUUGGCGCGGCCAUAGCUAGUAUCCAACACAAGCACUGUCAUUACGUGUGUUCGUCGAGAAGCGAGGAAGCAUAUCGUCUAUUGUUCAUCUGGCAUCGACAUCGUCAGCAUUGCGACUUCCCGACCGCAAAGCCAGCCGCUCACUCUGCCCCUUGCGCGCAAGUUUCCCUUCUUCUUCUAACAAAGCACAUAUCCAUUCUUGUCUAACCCCAGUUCUUGCCCAUCAUGUCUCUGCCAGCUGCUGAAGUGGCUGCCGACUUUCGGGAUGCCUUGCAAGAUUUGAGGAUGAACAGCAGACCUGAGAUUAGCAAUCUAACCCUCAUCGCCAAGGAAAACACAGAAUACGCGGAAGCUAUAUCCAAUGAGCUUCAGAAGCAUAUCCAAUCGACACGCCCUGAAUGGAAACUCCCAGCCCUCUAUGUUCUUGAUUCGAUUGUCAAGAAUGUCGGCACCCCAUACACUGUCUACAUCGGCCGCAACCUUUAUAGAACCUUCAUGGACGCCUAUCUCGUCAUGGACCAGAACACUCGCAAGAACAUGGAAGGCCUUUUGAAGACGUGGAAGAUGCCUGUGCCCGAGUCCAUGGACCCACGUCCUGUAUUCCAGGCCGACGUGACGCAGGAUAUUGAGAAUGCACUGGCUAAGUUCCGCGCAGCUCAGCAGCAGAUUCGACCACAGCACGCGCUUCCACCUCGUCCUCCGUCGCUCAACGUCGCUUGGAGAGGUACGUCAACGCCGCCUCAAACUGGCCCGCGUUAUGCUGCUCCUAACGACCCACGUGCUCGACCAACACAACCUCCGACUCCUCAGUAUGGGCCACCAUCUCACACAGCCACACCACCUACAUACCAACAGCCUCAGCAACACGCUCAGCCCAUGUCAUCGGUUGACCUUGCUGACUUGAAGGUGGAAGUAACUCAGCUCAUCAGUGCAACACAGAACAUGUUCGCACACAACCCAGCUGAUGCUGCUCUACGCACAAAGUUGUCCGCACUGUUGUCCUUGAAGCAAAUCCUAGAUACACAGACAUUACCUCCUCAGCAAUUAGAGGCUGUACGCCAACAAGUUCGAGCAUUGGCACCUCCACCAGCGCCAACACCGACAUUUGCUCCUUCUACGCCAGUAUAUCCGCCACAACAAGCAAUGCCUCCAGGUUAUCCGCCCAACUUUUCUCCGAUGGGUGCACCUCCGAGCAGUGCUCCACCAAACGUCGCGCAACUUCUUGCAGGCUUCCGACCACCGCAGCAAUCAACCCCGCAACCUGCCUCAACUCCUAAUCCACCCGCUUUGAAUUUGGCGGAACUACUCAAACGCGUAUCUUCCCCAGCACAAUCGAACUCAGUACCCGCCCCAGCUCCGUUUCAAAUGCCCUUCCAAGGCUUCCCGCCACCAGUCUCGACUCCAGUGCCAGCACCUCAGGCUCCCCCACCGACCCAAUCCGCGACGCCCACUGCCAACCUUGCGGCAUUGCUUGCACAAUUCAGCAAACCUGGUGCGGCACCACCCUCAAUGCCACCCACGCCCGUACAAAGUACCCCCCUUCCUCAAUUACCACCUCAACCCCCAGCUGCUCCCCCUGCUCUAGGGUCAGCCGAAUGGCUCCUAAAAGCUUUAAGUGGUGUGCCUGGUGGCAUGCCUGCGAACUCAACUCCAGUUGCGUCUCAGCCGACCACGCAACAGGCACCAGCGCCUAUUAGUUUGACGGACCAGAUCGAGCUUACCACUGCGUCGAUGAAGAAACCUCGUCUACAUCUCAUAUCACGCCUCUACGAAGCCAAGCCCAACAUCUGCGCCACAUGUGGCCGUCGCUUUGAGAGCACACCCGAAGGCAAAGAGAAAAAGGCACGUCACAUGGACUGGCACUUCAAGGUCAAGGAUCCUGAUGCUGGUAAGCGAGGUGUACACCGCAGUUGGUAUAUUCCUGAGAAGGAAUGGAUCGAGUACCGUGAAGUCGAUGAGACUUCUCCGAACCACUCCAACGAUGCUUCUUCCGGUAAUGGUGCCGCUAAACCAAAGAAGCAGGCCAAAGAUCGGUAUGUGAGCGUACCACAAGACGUCACACUACAGCAGGCGCCAUGCCCCAUUUGUCAGGACAAGUUCGAGACGCAGUGGAACGUAGAGGCCAAUGACUUUGUAUGGAUGGAUGCUGUGAGUGUAGGUGGUAAAAUAUACCAUGCUACUUGUUUUGAGGAGGUAUAUGGCAAGGGUGUUGGUAUAGAGACACCAGGCACACCGGAUUCAGUUCUCGGAAAGAGAAAGGCUGACAUUGGCGCCAAUGGCGACGGAAAGAAGGUUAGGGCCUAUUGAAACAGGCUUCAACUUUCAUACGAUGGCUUUUCCUCUUCUUUUCCAAGAAACGCGGUGAUCGUGAGCUUUUGCAUGCAUAGCGUGGCGUUAUAGGGCUCAUCACACCCUUCUUGUAUAUUUUGGCACCGCUAUAUAAUGAUGAGGGCCUGCAUAUAAGCCGUAUCAAUGAUGGUUAUUAGCGAAUCCACUUUCAGGCCACCAGUUGUAUUAAUGUAAAUAUGUUUGAAGAAAAAGAUCAUCGUCUUCGCA